CGCAUACUCCCCCUUCUCCUGCCGUUAUCCCGUAGUCAAGCUCCCUCUCUUUCUAAUAAUCACAUCACACUGUUUUCAACAGUUUCGACUGCUACAGCUGCUGCGUGUAACCAUUUGUCACUUGUUUCGGAGAAACAAUGAAUUAUGAUUCGUCGUGGGCAGGACCAUUACAUAAACGUUCAUGUACAGAUUGUUUUUGGCUUAUUAUUUUUGUAAUAUUUUUAUCUGGUUGGAGCUCAAUAGCCUAUUAUGCUUUAAAAAAUGGAAACAUUGAAAAACUUAUUCAUCCAAGUGACAGUGAAGGACGAAAAUGUGGUAUUGACUCACAAGUAAAAGAUAAGCCAUAUUUAAUUUUUUUUGAUUUAACAAAAUGUGCUAGAAUUUCUCCGGAAUAUCGUACGUGCCCUACGACACAAGUUUGUGUAAAAGAAUGUCCUCAAAAAAAUUUUCUUUACGACGACAUUAAAAAUAUCGGCAUCAAUCAAUUAAAGUCUCAAUUGAUUUGCAAAACUGACGUAAAGUUGGAUAAAGUUACUCGACUUCAAGAAAUAAAAAUUUUAGUGAAUCAUGAAAAAUGUGCUAGAUGGUAUUUGGAAAGUACGUCAAUUUUCCGUCGAUGCUUUCCGAAAAAAGUUUGGAACGAAUUUGUUAAUGCCACAAUUACACAACCACAAUUAAAAAAUGCCAAAGAAGUCGUUGUAGCUGUUGCUUCUAUAGAGGAUGUUUUACAAAAAGUUUAUCAAGAUAUUAAUGUGACUAAAUACACAGUACUUGGAAUUGCCAUAACUAGUGGAUUUGUGUCUCUUUUCUAUAUUGUUAUUUUGAGAUGGUUAGCAACCCCGUGUGUAUGGAUGACAAUAUUGGCCAUUUGUGGACUGUUAGGUUAUGCCAUUUAUGAGACAAGUAUAAUUUACUUAAGAAAUCGAUAUGUAGAAUGGCUAGUUCUUCUCAUAUUAUGCGCAAUCUUUUUAUCUUUGAUUGUAUUAGUGACGUUGUUUCUGCGCAAAAGAAUUUAUUUGGCAUGCCAACUUAUCAAAGAAUCCAGCAAAGCUGUGACAUGUAUUCUAUCAAGUUUAUUUUUUCCAAUAAUACCAUGGAUACUCCAUUUAUUGGUUUUAACAUAUGGAAUAACAAUAUUCUUAUUUCUUUUAACAAUAUGGAAACCGAACUAUCGAGUCGAAAUGAUGGACGAUGAUCAAUGUUUAUGUGAACCCUCUUUAAAUUAUUAUACUAAUUCAGUAUGUGAUCCAGAUGAAUUCAAUUCUAAAUGUAGACAGUUAUCUGGAGAACCUUGUACCUUAUCAGCCUGUAAUUUGAUUAGCAAAGAUAGACCAUGGUUUAUCAAGUACUUUCAUGCUGUUAAUGUUGUUGGAUUAUAUUGGCUAUUUUUCUUUGUUUCGGCAUUUGGAGAAAUGGUAUUAGCAGCAACCUUUGCUACAUGGUAUUGGACAUUCAAGAAAAGAGAUAUACCUUACUUUACAAUUACUGUUGGUUUCUGGAGAACCAUAAGAUAUCAUUUGGGAACAUUGGCAUUUGGUGCCCUUAUUUUAACCAUCUGCCGAAUUAUUCGGCUUUUAUUAGAAAUGAUACUGAAAAAAGCCAAUAAUAAAUUUGCUGAUGCAAUAAGAUGUUGUUGCAGAUGUUUUUUCUAUUUAUUAGAAAAUUUUUUGAAAUUUAUAAAUAAUAAUGCAUACAUCAUGUGUGCUGUACAUGGUAAAGGUUUUUGUCAUUCCGCUAGAGAUGCAUUUAAUCUACUUAUGCGAAAUGUUGUACGAGUUGUAAUUAUAAACAAGAUUACAAGUUGGCUUUUAUUAUUGGGUAAACUUUUAAUCAGUGGAUUAACCGUGGCUGCUACUUGGUGGUAUUACGCUAAUAAUGGCAAGGCUGACGUUAAUUUUUGGGCAGUACCUGCUACAAUGACUGCAAUUGCCUCUUUCUUAAUAGCUACCGUGUUUUUCAAAGUACACGCAGCAGCUAUCGAUACACUUUUUCUUUGUUUUCUCGAAGACUGCGAGAGGAAUGAUGGUUCUAAAGAAAGACCGUAUUAUAUGAGUAAAAGACUGAAAAAAUUGUUGUAUAAGUGAUGUUUAUACUAUCUAAAGCAAUAUCAUUUUUAUAUUUAUAUAUUUUUAUACAAACUUGAGGCUGUUCUUUAAAACAUAUGUACCUAUUAUUAUAAUGUUAUGUGUUAUU
Molecule: messenger RNA, 2193 nt
Organism: Ceratosolen solmsi marchali
Lineage: Eukaryota; Metazoa; Arthropoda; Insecta; Hymenoptera; Agaonidae
Product: Choline transporter-like 2
Exons: 7
Coding region: 138-2084 (648 amino acids)
Biological process (GO): transmembrane transport
Cellular component (GO): membrane
Molecular function (GO): transmembrane transporter activity
Source: RefSeq, a predicted model, not a curated record